This is a messenger RNA of Angiostrongylus costaricensis, 522 nucleotides long. The record is from the annotation of a GenBank genome assembly. Lineage: Eukaryota; Metazoa; Nematoda; Chromadorea; Rhabditida; Metastrongylidae.
AUGAACAUCGAUUCAUUCGAACAGCUUACAACCCGAAUCGGACGUUUACCAUUAAAAAGAUGUGGAUCAAUACCGGCUUUGACAAUCUUCGUCGUUUACGCGUCGACAUCAAACUGUGAGGAAGAAGGAGUCGAAGAGUUCUAUAUGGACUUGGAGAAGUUCUACAGAGAAGACCAUACAUUCUCCAAGGUUAUUACUGGAGAUCUUAACGCCAAGAUUGGACAAAGAAGAACGUCUGUAGAACGUAAUAUUUGGACCCACGGACUAGAAUGGAACGAGCACGGAAACACUCGAGCGAUACGCCAGCGUGGAAUCGCACGAGUUGUAGGCAACCACGAACUAAUGUUCCAACUUGCAAAACAAUGCAGACAGGCGACUAAAGAAGAUCAUCAAGAGAGAAGAGAAGCAGUAAAGAUAGUCGAAGCUGCAGAGGUUGAGAAAAGCAUUCGCAAAGCCCAUCAAAUCUUCGCUAUUUACAAUGGAGAACAUCAUUCACGAAUACUACUCAGAUCUCAAUCUUAA